CCAUGGUUUGCAAGGACGAGGUGUGUCUGUGGUUUAAGGACAAUGAGCCGCACCGCCGCCUCGAGCUGCUGUGCGGCCUGCUCAACAUGUGUCUGCCGCUCGAGCUCAGGUUCGUGGCCUCCUGCGUCGAGGACCUGGCCAAGCGCGACAGCCACGACCUCAGGGAGGCCCACUACAAGGCCAACAACCUGCACGAGGUCGCCAAGCUGGAGAACCUGCUGGACGAGCGGACGCGCAGCAAGGCCAUCGUGUUCAUCGCGCUGCUCACCGCCAGGAACCACACCUGCUCCAGCCGCCUCUUCCAGGCCGUGGCGGGCGCCCAGCAGGGGCCCGGCCCCGCCGGGCCCGCCGCAGGGGCCCGAGCGCCCGGGGGGGGCGCAGGGGCCCGCCGCCUACGACGCCGACUACGUGAAGGAGAUGCUGCUCAUCUACACGAUGGUGCUGCACCACCCGGCCUUCACCUUCGAGCAGAAGCGCAUCAUCGCGGAGCUGCACACGGCCACCCUCAGGCUGGAGGAGCAGCUGUGCCAGGUGCUCUCCCAGUCGUGUGCCACCGCUGCCGAGGCUUGUGACAGCGGGCUAAGCGUUGGGACAGAGCCAGACGGAGACACGGUGUCCGAUGGCUCUGGACUGCUACCCACCCCAGGUCCCCCACUUCAUUUCCAUCAGCACCACAAUCCUACGUUGAGACCAGGUGUCCCCAGCCAUAAUGCAUCGCAGACAGCUGAGGAAGGUGGUGGGAGUCAGGAUGCCUGCAGUAGUGGCAGUGGAGAAUCUAGUGAACUGUAUAAUGAAGGGGGAACUGUGCCUACCACCUAUAUUUACAAUUCCAAUAUCUUAGAUCAACAGAGUUUUGUUGCCCUAAACAACAACCUGUUAACCAUGAAUCCAGGAUAUCCGUGCAACCAUCAGAGCAGCUUCCACUACUACACUUACCCUCAGGUGGUGGAUGCCUUACCUGCCUCUAUACCCGGGGCAAGGGGGGCACCUUCUGAAGGCUCAAGCAGUGAGGAUGGUGCCAUAAGCACGGCCCAUGCUGGCCCACCAGCCACGGCCUCUCCUCUCAGCUCUGCUCAGUCUUCACCUUAUGCCUCCCCUCUGCAGUCCCUCAGUCCAAGUCGUGCCUCGUCACCCUGGUCAAGGCCUGAGUAGCUAAUUUACCUCUUACUAUAACAUCCUCAACCACGACCACAUCCAAGUGUGCCGUGUUGUCUAUUCACUCCAGUCCAAGGAUAGCUCAUAAAUACUCACCAUGUGUCACUCAGACCACUUCUCCAGUGAUGGCUGGCAACAGUAGUCCUGUCACACAUUCUGGGACCAUUUCUACAGCUCAGACUCACCGUGGAAAGCCCCCUGCAGCUGGUAACCGGCCACAGAGACAAGCGGAUCGCUCUGGAUCCCGGACAAGAUUACCUGUGGCUUCCACGGUGGAUACUGGAGUGGGCGUUGGAAGUCAGAAUAGUCCAUCUGCUAAUCGCAGCAUAGUCCAGACCUCACCCUCAGUGUGCAGCAGUAAUGGGCAUAGCAAGAGUUCUUCCUCUAGAUGGUCGACAAGCAUGUCAACGUCAACAACUCCAUCUACCUCUUCCCAGUGUGUUGUAACUACUACAACUUCCAGUGUGAGAAGUGUUAGUAGACAGAACAGCCAGAGUCCCUGUCCCACGUCGGGUGCCACCACAACUUGCAAAUCCCAGACCACCUCUACUGUCAUAGCCAGCUCUUCGUCAUUCAAGACCAACAGCAGCCAUACAAUAAGUGGAGCAACAACGUCCCUAACUUCUACUUCCACCACUGCCACCACAACAAGAAACACAUCAUCACCAGUCGUCCAAGAGAAAAUUGUCCACACCAUUGGUAACAGUUCAGGGAUAAGACCACCACCACCGUCAACAGCAAGUUCUAGUUCUGUAAUGAAUACUUCCAACUCAGAAAACUCUGCCGUUAAUAAUAACAGUUGCCUCAACUAUGAAUUUUGCAAGAAUGAGAAAUUGAACAAGUACUAUCAGCGCCUGUCGGAAUAUUCAGUUGAUAAGUUAAAACGGAUGACAGACCGUGAACUCCUAGAUUUAGGGCUGACAAAAAGUGCCCUGACAAAGCUACGGCGUGUCCUGGCUGGUUUAGAAUCCCCUGAUUACCACUGCCCAAAUGGCUUUACCAGUCCGCCAGCUACCCCACAUGCGCACUCAUUACCCCAGGCAAACCAUACAUCUUUCAGUCAGUCAGAUAAUGCCACACAAAAUCAAAUGAUUAUGCCUAAUGUUAACCAGAGCAGUUUACAAAGUCAACCCAGUUCAGUGCACAAUCCUCCUAUCACCACCAUCACCUCCAACAGUACACACAAUGUGCACACGACACACACUUCAAAUGCCACACACUCAGCACUGCAGAGCCAAACACAAAAUCAUGGAAAGACUUUUCAAAACACGAAUAUGGACCACCCUGUAAAUGGAAUAUCUGAACGACAGAAUGGCUCUCCCCCCAACACCACUCUGACUGGAAUCUGAAGUGCCAUCAUCUUCCCUGAGCACCACCACCUCUGGUGCUGUCACUGUGGUAACUAUCACAUGCGCCAGCCUUGUAUCCCCAGCUGUUUCUCUUACUAGCAUUGCUGCAACAGCAAGCACUUCUGCCUCCCCAGCUGCAGCAACACAAGUCACUCAAUGCCAUACAGUUACAAUUCCACCAAGUCAGAAAUUACCCAGUGUUUCACAACCACCACCAUUUUCCUCAUGUAGUGGAAGUUCCGCUACACCUGUAAUCACUGCAGCUAUGAACGUACAGAGUUCUCAUUCAAACUGUAGCUCUGCCAUACCUUCCACUACCUCUCAUCCCACAUCUGCUGUGCCUACUUCUGUCUCAGCCACUAACUGUGUUCCUCACUACAUGACAACUCCACCUCCGUGCAUCCAGCUGAAGACUCCACCACUAUCAGGUGGCUCCAGUCAACACCACAUAGCUACUCAGCCUCAGCAUGGCCAGCUUAGAACACCCCCACCUCCGCUGUGUGUUCCUCCCCGCACACCUUCGCGAGAACCAGCUACUCCAAGCACAAGCAAUGGGCUCAAUAUCAGUAAUGGAUCCCAGCAGGCCUUCUACACUAGCAACAAUGGACCAGGUGUAAAGAGUGGUGCAGCUGCCAGUUGUAGUAUUGCAGGACCCACGCCAUCCUUACCUGGGAGUAUAACUGGUUACAGCAACCCGGUAGGCAUGCACACCUCAUCUGGGAAUAUGCCGCAUCCUGCCUACACUUCUGCAGCAACUGUAGCUUAUACUGUAGCCAAUAAUAUGAACAUGCCUGUUUAUACAUCUUCUGGGAACAUGGGUGUUCCCCCACCCACUAAUGGAGGGCUGAUGCCUAUGGUACCUCCAGGAAGUUCAUAUCCAACCACCUACUUGUACCCACUACUAGGGGGGCCUGCAGGCUCACAUACCUAUGUUCCUCCGGGGUCUUAUGCUGCCCAGCAUCCCCAUAGACCUGUUUAUAUAUCACAUAUGCAGCCAAUGGGUCAUGUAGCCCACAUGAAGCCCACACAUCAACCAGGAGGACAUGUAGGCACUGGGGGUGGCAGUAGAGGUGGAGUACGAGGAUUCAACAAGGUCGGGCAGAGGGGCCACGGUCCAAUCAAAGGUGGCACAAGGUCGUCGGACUCUUCUCCUUCAUCCUCGCAAUAUUCAUCCCCACCACAGACACCUAGUCCAGAUCAUACACGUGAGACAGAUAAACGAGGUAAAAAUGAUGGAACUGAACCUGGGGAAGCAGGGGAAACUGCAGGAUUAAUAGGGUCAGGUGCUAGUGAAGAAGGAACUCCACCCCCAUUGCACCAUCCCCCAAAUCCUGUCCUGAUGCCUCCCCACACUGGCCUGGCACAACCCCGUUAUGUGCAGUACCAGCAACUAAGCUACAUGGGUUUUCACCAGACAGGUAUAAGGUAUCAGGGUUUGCCCUUGUCAGCCCAGACACACGUGGUGGCUCCUAGAAAUCCUCUUCCGCUGAAUGGGGACAAGUCCAGCCGUGAGACUACGCCCCCCGCACCAGUUUCCUUACCACUGGUUCAGCAAGAUCCACAGUGCUGUAUACGAUCUACUGACACUAACGUUGCCCCGACCACAUCAGCUGGAGGGAGUCAUGGGCGUAAUGGUGGCUCUCCUCACACAGUGCCCUCCCACCCAGAUGGUUCUUUGCCUCCUGUAGCUCUCACCCCUGUCCCAAGUAUUGCCUCAGCCACCACGGCCCAAGUACCUCCUGGUAACUUGUGUUCUGGAGCAAGACAUAGUAAUGUACAGUACAAUGCCCCAAGUUACCCAGUGCUCAUGGGUACACACAUGUUUCCUCAUCUACCAGGAUUUAUGUCAGCCCAUAGCUCUGCUCUGUCAAAUGGCUUUGUAUCCCCUUCAUUACCUCCUAACAUAGCCUUUCCCCCAAUGGGCAAUGGAAUGAAUGCAGAAUUUGGUGUAUAUGGAGGUCAGUAUCCGGUGUUAGGAGGUAACUCUCAACCGGGCACUGCUUGUGGAACCCCAAAUGUGAUGGGCCCCCCAUCUACCCCGGGCCCAGGCCUUGCUGCAGGGCUGCCGUACCCUCACCACUAUGUCCUGCCCCACACACCCAAUCCGUCCGCCGGUGCAAAGAAGACUUGCUACAACUGUGGGCAGGUGGGUCACCGCGGUGCUGAAUGCAAGGAGGCAAACAUAGAGGAAAUGUGCAAACGUACCAAAGACCGUCCGGUCUGAGUACAAAAUAUCAUGGUGCAAUAAUAAAAACACAGCCACCCAUUAUGCCAGCACUGUGGAACAGAACUCUCAGCACAACUGACAAAGCUACCUUAGGUCAAGGGCUGAAAAUUGUGUGUUGAUAGUCAUCAUCAUUUGCAGUUUUGAGCAUCAAGCUGACUGUGGUUUUAAAGUAAAUGUUGUUUUACUUACAUAGACUAGUCCAUGACGAAUGCAGAUGUAAGAGUGGUCAUGUUAUUGGUCAAUCUAGUGCCAACAAUUUUCCUAUCAAAACUCAUAUUAUUUCAUCUGAUAGGGUUAUAGUUAGGAAUGAUGGUUGAUAUAAGUAUGCAGCUGAAUUAUUUUUCAACAGUGAGAAGUUUAUAGUUCUGAAAUGAAUUUUUAUUUAUUGAAGAUUAAAAGGAAUAUGUUAAGUAUUGUGUAUGUUAACACUAUUUGUGAUUAUUGAUGAGUAUGUAGUCAGUGAGUAUUCAGGAGGCCAAAGAAGUGACAGAAGAUGAUGGAUAAGGCCAGUGAUAUUUAUUGUUUAGCUCGUGGGAGAUAAUUCUGUCAAGGACAGGAAAAUCUGUUGCAUUAGUGUCAUUAAAUUUAUUAUAAAUCAC
Penaeus monodon (black tiger shrimp) is the source of this 5330-nucleotide messenger RNA. RefSeq names its product mucin-5AC-like. Gene Ontology annotation, molecular function: nucleic acid binding; zinc ion binding. NCBI's taxonomy places the organism in Eukaryota, Metazoa, Arthropoda, Malacostraca, Decapoda, Penaeidae. The record is from RefSeq and is a predicted model, not a curated record.